AUGGAAGCUCAGGUAGCUGCGUUGGAACAACGUUUGGAAACCGGGGAUUCAUUAACAAAUCAGAAGAUUAAUGACAUCCUACAAAUGGUGCAGCAGCUGAAAGAGAGCAUGGUCAUAACUGGUGGCCAGAGGCCUGAGGAACGUAGCCAUCAACCAAAGCUGGGAUACAAUCCUAAACUGGAGUUUCCAAAAUUUGAUGGUAAGAACCCUAGAAUCUGGAUUAGAAAAUGCAGUAAAUAUUUCAGUCUAUGCAAAAUUCUUGAUGAGCAGAGAGUAGAUUUAGCUUCCUUAAAUAUGAUUGAUAAGGCUAAGAGUUGGGUAGCUAGUUAUCUGUCUAAUAGAAGUUUUGUAGACUGGCAUGAUUUCGUGGCUGAUGUGAACAUUAGAUUUAAAGAUGAACAAGCUGUGAACAUUGUAGAAGAAUUCAAUAAACUUCAACAACACAGUACCAUUGAGGAGCUAUCUCCUAUCGGAGAAAAUCUCCUUGAGAGUUUUGUUGGGGGACUUAAACCAGGGCUGAGACCUUUUGUAAGGGCAUUUAAAUCUCAGAAUAUUGCAGCUGCUAUUGAAAACCACCAAUGCAAAUUUAAGGAGCCACAGUUGUUUACUGUGGAAAUCCCUGGUCUAGAUGAGUCUGAUGUGGCAGCAAUAGACAUAGAGGAAGCUGAGGAGGGCUCUGAUAUCAACACUGAACCUCAAAUCACUUUAACUGCCUUAGCUGGAAAUCAAACAUUUCACACAAUGAGGGUGCAAGCUGUAGUGAAGGGAAGAACUCUCCAAACCCUUAUAGAUCCUGGAAGUAUACAUAACUUUCUGGACAGUCACAUGGCUGAGGAAUUAGGUUGUAUUGUGGAAAAAAUUCCAGGACAGUCAGUAAUAGUAGCGGAUGGCAACCAUCUUGUGUGUGACUCAGUGUGUAAGGGGUUCACCUGGGCCUUGGGAGGUCUGUCCUUCACCACUGAUGUUAUGCUCAUUCCUUUGGGGAGUUGUGACAUGGUACUGGGUGUGCAGUGGCUCAAUACUUUAGGCUCCAUUUCUUGGAACUUUAGGCAGCUGACCAUGAAGUUCUGGGUUAAUAAUCAGUGGCUAGAAGUAAGAGGUGUUCCCAGUAAGAAACUGAAAGUUUAUGAUAAAGAGCCAUCUGCUAAAUUACUUAAUGAGGCUGCUCAGAUAUGUUUGAUACAAACAUGUGAAGUUGAAAGGGAUAUAGCUACAUGCUUGGUCCAGCUGAGUGAAGAGAGAACUGAAGCACAGGAACUUAAGCAGCUGAAAGCAGCUUAUUCUUGCAUUUUUGAAGAACCCGUUGAACUUCCUCCUGGUAGGGGAGUUUUUUAUCAUAGGAUCCACUUGGAAGAAGGGAGUAGGGCUGUUAAUAUCAGGCCUUAUAGAUACCCUCUUAGGCAGAAGGAUGUCAUUGAACAAUUAGUGAAGGAAAUGUUGGAAAGGGUCCUGGAAGAGCUUAUUGAUGAAUUGGCAGGAAGUGUGGUGUUUAGCAAGAUUGAUUUGAGGGCUGGUUAUCAUCAGUUAAGAAUUCAUCCAAAUGAUGUUUUCAAAACAGCCUUUAGAACUCAUGAAGGGCAUUAUGAGUUCUUAGUCAUGCCCUUUGGUUUGACCAAUGCACCAUCAUCUUUCCAAAGCUGGAUGAAUGUUGUAUUCAAGCCUUUACUAAGGAAGUUUGUUUUGACUGAUGCAAUAAGCUCAUGGCCAGUCCCUUCCUCCAUUAAGGAACUCAGGAGUUUCUUAGGACUCACUGGAUACUAUAGGAGGUUCAUAAAAGGUGCUCCAGUCCUUGCCUUACCUGAUUUCGGUAAGGGAUUUGUGGUUGAGACAGAUGCCUCUAAGCUAGGCAUAGGAGCUGUGUUACUACAGGACCAACAUCCCAUUGCUUUCAUUAGUAAAGCUUUAGGUCCAAAGUGGCAAAAGUUGUCUGUAUAUGAAAGGGAGCUUCUUGCUAUGGUGCUGGCUGUGCAAAAAUGGGAACAAUACAUUGUUGGGUCACAUUUUGUGGUCAAAACAGACCAAAAAAUCUUGAAGUGGCUGUUGCAACAGAAGAUUUCAACACCCUUCGAACAGUUUUGGCUCUCAAAACUCAUGGGGUUUGAUUAUGAAAUUCAAUAUAAGGCAGGGAAAGAAAAUGUUGCAGAUGAUGCUUUGUCAAGAGUUCAAGGCUCUAAUAUACUAUUGCUGGCAAUAUCAGUAGUAGAUUCAGACUUGGCAUCUUCAAUCAUUACAAGUUAUGCCUUGGAUGACAAUUUGCAAAUAAUUUACCAAAGCCUACCUGCUGGAAAUCAAACUGAUGCAAGCUUCACACUUCGAGAUGGGUUAUUGAGAAAGAAAGGAAGGAUUGUUGUUGGUCCUAAUGAGGAUCUAAGAAGAAAGCUACUGCAUUGGCAACAUGCUACUCUAGAGGCUGGUCAUUCAGGUAGAGAGCAGACUCUCAAAAGGCUUCAAGCUCUCUUCUAUUGGAAAGGGUUGACUAAGGAUGUGAGCCAAUUUGUGAGAAAGUGUCAAGUAUGUCAAGCUUCAAAGUAUGACACAUCAGCCAAGCCGGGAAAACUUCAACCUCUUCCUAUUCCUCAGCAGGUAUGGACUGAUGUUUCUAUGGACUUUAUUUCGGGAUUGCCUAUGUCCAUGAACAUCAAUGUAAUUUUUGUGGUUGUGGAUAGACUCAGUAAAUAUGCCCAUUUCAUACCUCUUAAACACUCAUACUCUGCUAUUGAAGUUGCUCAAGCUUACUUGGACAAUGUGUUCAAACUUCAUGGAUGGCCAAGAAGUAUAGUGAGUGAUAGAGACCCUAAAACUUCAUGUAUGCUGUCAACAUGGAUGAUUUUGUUUAUUAGAAGUUUACCAGGGAUGGCUCCUUUUCUACAAAAUCUGCAUAUGUGA
Chenopodium quinoa (quinoa) is the source of this 2886-nucleotide messenger RNA. RefSeq lists its product as uncharacterized. The transcript is spliced from 6 exons. Gene Ontology annotation, molecular function: nucleic acid binding. The coding region runs from base 1 to 2886 and encodes 961 amino acids. NCBI's taxonomy places the organism in Eukaryota, Viridiplantae, Streptophyta, Magnoliopsida, Caryophyllales, Amaranthaceae. The record is from RefSeq and is a predicted model, not a curated record. Gene Ontology annotation, biological process: DNA integration.